AUGAAGAGAAUAGAAAAACUUGGAUUCUAUUUAAAAUCUAAUCUCCAUAGUUAUUUGAUUAUUAAUUCUUCGUACUAUCCACACAUCAUUGAUGUAUACAUCACAUCACCAAAUCAUUUUCCUGUCAGAGGAGUGAUUGAAUUAACCCCUGGAUAUAUUCAUCAUGUACAAAUAGAAAUGGUACGUCAUCAACGUAAUCAAGAAAAGCGACGAUGUCAUAGCGAGAAGUAUUCAGCAAUGAUAUACGACGCUGAUCUAGUGACAAAACGUCGAAUUUAUGAUACUGGUGGAGAUUUAUGCCAUCGAUUAUUGUCCCAGUAUUUAUAUCUACAAGAAUGUCAUUGUUAUAGUCCAUUUCUCCCGUAUGGUUAUUUCCCUGAUUUACUCAAUAUAACUGAUAGUAAUGACCAUAAUAAUCAUAAAAAUAAUAAUAAUACGAACACCAAUGGAUCAGUAUCACAGCCAGUCUUGUGUUUGAAUAUGUCAGUAUUCAAUGACUAUCAAUUGGUGGGAAAUUUGAAUUGUAUGCAGCGUGUAUUCAAAAAGUACAGAAAUGCCAGUUUAUAUUUGAGCUUAGAGAAAGCUCAACAUUGUGAAUUCUAUGCACAAUCGACGAAUUGUGAUGAAGUGAGGUAUAAUCACUUCGGUAUGGUGAAUAAUCCAAUGGCAGAUUUAUGGGGUAGUGCGCAGCAUAAUCAAGCCAAAACUGACUUUCUGAUCAACAUGUUCCAUCUCCUGGCAAAUCAGAUUAUGAGUGACGAAAAUAUUCACGGUGUUGGUCAUAUUCCAAGUGAUGAAUACAUGAAGGUGGUAUCACGAAAUGAAUCAGCACAACAAGAAGUACUCCGCCAGUUACGUAAUAAUUUUGCUUUAUUACGGGUAGAACGUGUUAGCCCUCGUGGCAGACUAGUUGUCGAAGAAAAUGAAUACCCACUGUCUCGAUUAUUAUCUGAUGUUGGCGGUAAUAUGGGAUUGUGGAUUGGUAUAUCUGUGAUUGGUUUAUUUGAAUGUUUUGAACUCAUCGGUUUCAUCAUAUAUGCAUCAAUUAAUUAUUUAAAAAGCUUGACACUGCGUUUACUCAAGUCAUGA
Trichobilharzia szidati is the source of this 1089-nucleotide messenger RNA. Lineage: Eukaryota; Metazoa; Platyhelminthes; Trematoda; Strigeidida; Schistosomatidae. The record is from the annotation of a GenBank genome assembly.